AUGAAGAGACUGGCUUGCUCACUCUCUCUCCGAAAACCCUGCAUCAAAGCGUUAGUUGUCCAGGACAAUCUCCCACAAGCUCUCAGAUUUUCCCUCUCUGUCUUCUCUUCACUUCUGACAGACCAAAUCUAAUCUCUUUUCAUCAAAAAAGGCCACUCUCUUGACCGCUUUUUAUCCAGUAUUCUCAUCUCUCACUUCACCAAGCUCGGCGAUUUUCAUCGUUCUUAUUCAUUCCUCUCCGACACCCAAAACCCUGAUAUCGUCACAUACAAUGCGCUCAUUUCCGGUUUGGCCCGUUUCAACCUACCGGGACCCGUUUUCAAGCUUUUUAAUUGGUUAAGGCUUGAAGGUUUGAGACCCGACGUGUUCUCCUUGAGUUCUUUAGUUAAGGCUUGUGAAAAUUUUGAACACAAUAAAAUUGCUCAUGCGGUUUGUUUGAAAUCAGGGUUUAGUUCUGGGGCGUUUUUGGUUAGUGGGUUGGUUGAGAAUUAUGCGAAGUGUGGAGAUAUUGUAUCAGCUAAGAAAUGUUUUAGAGAGUGUUUAGAAGUUGAUAAUGUGGUUUGUACUGCUAUGGUCUGUGGGUAUGUGUGGAAUGGGGAGUUUGAGAAGAGUAAAGAGGUUUUCAUGGAGAUGAGAGGUUUAGGUUUAGAGUUAAAUGAGUUUAGCUUGACCAGUGUGAUUGGUGCGUCAUUUUGUCUAGAAGAAGGGGAGCAGAUUCAUGGGUUUAGUGUUAAAGUGGGUUUGAUCUGUGGAGGUUAUAAUCAUUUGAAUAACGCGAUCAUGAAUAUGUAUGCUAGGUUUGGGAAAAAAAUGGAUGCUAUUAAGGUGUUUGAUGAAAUUGCUGAACCGGACGUUGUUUCUUGGACUGAAAGGAUUGGAGCUUCUUCUGGUUGGGUGGAAGCCUUAGAAUUGUUUAAAGUUGUGUUCUGUAAUGAUUUCGAGAUAAACGAGUAUACAAUGAUCAAUGUGUUGUCUGCUGUAGCAAGUGAGAGGAUGUUGAAACCUGGGAAACAAAUUCAAGCAUUUUGUCACAAGGUGGGGUUUCUGGAGGUAGUUUCUGUUGCAAACGCAUUAAUAUCUAUGUAUAUGAAAUGUGGGCAAAUUUAUGAUGCCAGACGUGUUUUUGAUGAUAUAAAUUGUAGAGAUUCUGUUUCUUGGAAUUCCCUGAUUGCUGGGUAUUCUGAAAAUGGAUUUACUAGUCAGGCUCUUGAGAUGUUCUAUCAUAUGCGUGAUUGUUCAUUGCAACCUGAUAAUUAUACUCUAGCUAGUGUUCUUGACGCUGUGUCCAAUUCAAAAUCUAUGAAGCAAGCAAUGCAAAUUCAUUCACAUGUAAUUAAAUCUGGAUUCAUGUUGGAUGAAUCCAUAGUUUCUUGCUUGAUAAUUACAUAUGGGAAGUGUGGUGGGAUCAAUGAAUCAAAAAGAGUAUUUUCUGAGACUGAUAUGAAAAUCGUGGUACAUGUUAACGCUCUGGCUACUGCUUUACUAUAUGUUGGUAGUCAUACAGAUGCUCUGGAAUUCUUUAGAACCAUAUGGGCCUCAGACCCUCAAGUGGAUAGCUCAACUUUCAGUAUUGUCCUUAAAGCGUGCGGUGCUAUAACAGAUCUGGAAUGGGGAAGAGCAAUUCACUCCCUAGAUGUAAAAACUGGAUUUGAACAGGAUAGCUUUGUUGAAAGUGCUGUUAUUGACAUGUAUUGUAAGUGUGGAAGCAUAGAAGAUGCAGAGAAAGCUUUCAGGAAUAUAUCAGCAGAGAAUUUGGCUGCUUGGAAUGCCAUGAUGAUGGGAUAUGCUCAACAUGGUUGUCAUCAUGACGUAUCUAACCUUUUCAACAAUAUGUCCAAAUUUGGAGUGAAACCUGAUGAGAUAACAUAUCUUGCAGUUCUCACUUCAUGCUGCCACGCUGGACUAGUGAGAGAAGCACACAGUUACAUAGAUCACAUGUUUGAACUUGAUGGAGUGAUUCCACGAUUAGAACAUUAUGCUUGCGUUGUUGAUUUACUUGGCCGAGUAGGACUACUAGAAGAUGCAAAGAAGACCAUAGAUCAAAUGCCUAUUCCACCUGAUGCUCACAUAUGGCAAAUUCUUCUAUCAGCUUGCAACAAACGUGGAAAUAUUGAUUUGGGAAGAGUUGCAGCUAGUAAACUUAUUGACCUCCAGCCUGAUAAUGAAUCUGCUUAUGUUCUCCUUUCAAAUCUCUAUGCUUCAGCAGGAAUGUGGAAUGCUGUUGGAAAAUUGAGAAAAGAAAUGAAAGAUAAAUUUAUCCGCAAGGAGCCUGGUUCUAGUUGGAUUCAAGUUGGAGGAUCCACACAUUACUUUUAUGCUGAUGAUACUUUACAUUCCCAAAGUCAAGAAAUAUACAAGGAGCUAAUAAGGUUAUAUGAGCACAUGCAAGCCUUACCAAAAUUGAAAAACUGUUCUUUUCUGAAUGAUUUCUGAACUAUUAAGUAUGGAAAUCAUUUGUAUCGUUGUGGCGGCCACAACAUAUAGUACCUUGAAGUUGGAUCUGCUUCCAGGACUUUUAGAGAUUGCUGGUCAUUUCUUAACA
This is a messenger RNA of Pistacia vera, 2542 nucleotides long. RefSeq names its product putative pentatricopeptide repeat-containing protein At3g25970. Gene Ontology annotation, molecular function: protein binding; RNA binding. NCBI's taxonomy places the organism in Eukaryota, Viridiplantae, Streptophyta, Magnoliopsida, Sapindales, Anacardiaceae. The record is from RefSeq and is a predicted model, not a curated record. The transcript has a single exon. Gene Ontology annotation, biological process: RNA modification.